This is a messenger RNA of Aspergillus welwitschiae, 1101 nucleotides long. RefSeq lists its product as uncharacterized. The transcript is spliced from 3 exons. Bases 204 to 905 code for a protein of 233 amino acids. Lineage: Eukaryota; Fungi; Ascomycota; Eurotiomycetes; Eurotiales; Aspergillaceae. The record is from RefSeq and is a predicted model, not a curated record.
CGCCAAUAGAAUAUUGUGGCUGCUUUUCAGCUGACUCUGUUGUCCUCGCACCUCCACAUCGAGAGAAAUGCAUGUAGACAGAGUACGCAAAGAAAGCCUGGGUACCACGACAGUCCACUCUCAAGCACACUUAUUCAUCCACAUACCAACAAAUACACAACAAUUAUCAUCAACAAAAACACACAAACCAACACAGGUCAGCGAUGGAACGAGUUUUUACUCCUUUUAUCGACCCAGCGAGUCGAGAUGCAAAUAACACCUUCCCGUUCGACGGCAUAGAUAUUGAGACUCUUUCAGAGGAAUCGCUUGCUGCUGUACUGUUCUCUGCACCUGCUCUCUAUGAUCUCGGUCAGACGACCGUAGUACGACUGUCACAAAAGCUUGCAAUGAAAGGUGGCGGAAAUGUACUCUCCAGCGAGGCAGCUGUUCUUCAACUCAUAACAUCCAAAACUGAUAUUCGAGUUCCUCGUGUCCAUCGCGCCUGGCAGGUUGAAGACGAUACUAAGUAUUUCGGCACAAUGGGAUAUCUCAUUAUGGACUACAUUGAUGGUCGACCCCUGGACAGCUGCUGGGACGAACUAAGUACAGAUCAAAAGCUGGACAUUGCAAAUCAAACGGCCCAAAUGGUCGUGAAGAUGCAGGCUAUCGAGUUGUCUGUACCAAAAGCAGGUCCAAUUGGCGGUGGGCCCUGUUGUGGGAGAUGGUUCAGCCAUUACUCCGCCGGGCCAUUCGAAACUACGUCGGAGAUGGAAGAUUGGUUCAAUCAUAAGCUCGAGAUUUGCAAGGCUUGGAGAAAGGCCCCACAGGAUAUACCAACCUUUAAGUUUACGGAGCUAGUGAUCACACAUCAGGAUAUUAGCCCUCGCAAUCUAAUUCUGGAUGCUGAAGGACACGUUGGCUGGUAGACUGGGCUGAUGCUGGUGCCUACCCCCGUGUAUUUGAGAGCGCAAGUCUAUCCUCUCAAUCCAGUUUUCCUGACUUCAACGACAUGGUUUUAUCUCGUCUGCCGCGGUAUCCGCAGGAGGAGGAGCAGUUGAAGUCCAUUGGAUACGCGCUGUCAGUUUGCCCUCCUGCUUAAGUCCCCUAUGUAGAGCACGUGAG